AUGAGAGUUGUCGUUCAGCGUGUUCUGGAGGGUGCCGUAACGGUUGGUGAGGAGGUUGUUGGUAGUGUUGGGCGUGGAAUUGUGGCGUUGGUGGGCAUACACCACGAAGAUGAUAUGAGCGAUGUGGACUACAUUGCCCACAAACUGCUGUCGCUUCGCAUAUGGCGUAGUGAGGAUGGGCAGAAAACGUGGGACCGUAAUGUGAAGCAGGUGGACGGCGGAAUUCUUCUCGUGUCACAAUUUACUCUCAUGCACGUACUUAAGGGAAAUAAACCCGACUUCCACCUGGCAAUGAAGCCAGAGAGAGCAUCUGAACUGUUUAACAACUUGCGUGAGGCUCUUUGCAGGGACUAUGCGGCUCACAAAAUAUCGACAGGGCGAUUCCAAUCCUACAUGAAUAUCAAUAUGACCAACGAUGGCCCAGUGACGCUUGUGCUGGACAGCCGAAAUAAGUGA
Trypanosoma brucei brucei TREU927 is the source of this 456-nucleotide messenger RNA. RefSeq names its product D-tyrosyl-tRNA deacylase, putative. Gene Ontology annotation, cellular component: cytoplasm. Gene Ontology annotation, molecular function: D-tyrosyl-tRNA(Tyr) deacylase activity. The record is from RefSeq and is a predicted model, not a curated record. The transcript has a single exon. NCBI's taxonomy places the organism in Eukaryota, Euglenozoa, Kinetoplastea, Trypanosomatida, Trypanosomatidae. Gene Ontology annotation, biological process: tRNA metabolic process. Bases 1 to 456 code for a protein of 151 amino acids.